Molecule: messenger RNA, 3540 nt
Organism: Cottoperca gobio
Lineage: Eukaryota; Metazoa; Chordata; Actinopteri; Perciformes; Bovichtidae
Gene: podn
Product: podocan
Exons: 12
Coding region: 276-2039 (587 amino acids)
Molecular function (GO): protein binding
Source: RefSeq, a predicted model, not a curated record
CCCUUCCUUUUCACUCUCGCCUGUUUCCCUUCCUUCCUUUCUCUUAACUUUCCCUCUCCUGCUCUCUCUCUCUCACAUCUGGAGGGUAUCUGUGUGUGAGUGACUCCUCGCCUGCUAUGGGACAGCCCGUGUUUGGACUGGACGUCAGACUUCAGUGCGUUUCUGCAAACGUUGGUCAAACAGGUUGGUGAGGCCUGAAGCUUCCGACACAGCAGAGAGCGGGGACAGAAAACCGGCUGUCUUUUGUUGUUGGUCUGGAGAGCUCAGCAGUGGACAUGGCCUUUCCCAAGCAUUCCAUCCUGCAGGCCCUGAGUGUGCUGCUCUUGGCCUGGGUGUUGGUGCAUUGCCAGGCCCCUCUCGAGCCAGAGGAAGAGGAGGAGGAAGAGCCAAUAAAAGAGACCGACAUCGCAACAACGGUGACGAAAUCUGAGCCGCUUGAAUGUCCAUUGGAGUGCAGCUGUACGGCAGAAGGGGCAGUGGACUGCGCUGGAGUCGACCUCACAGAGUUCCCCGCCGAGCUAUCGGACACAACUCGCCAGCUCUCUCUACAGAACAACAAAAUCAAGGAGAUAAGAGUGGAGCACAUUUCCCAUCUGCAUCAGCUCGAGACUCUCAACCUUCAAAACAACUGGCUUACCACAGAUGGCCUUGAAGAUGAAGGUUUUGAGGUGCUUGAAGAGCUGGCUUAUUUGUACUUGGCAAAUAACAAGCUCACCUCAGCACCAAAGGUCCUACCACCCUCUUUGGUUAGUGCUGAUUUUGCUGCUAAUCAGCUUACAAGGAUCUACCAAUAUACGUUUGGCCAUAAACCAAAACUGAGGUCUGUGUAUCUCCAUAACAACAAGCUGACUGACGCAGGGCUUCCUGAUCAUACCUUCAAUGGUUCUGACAACCUGGAGAUUAUCACCAUGUCCAGCAAUUUCCUGCGGGAUGUCCCGAGGAACCUGCCCUCCAGCCUGUACCGUCUUCAUUUGAAGAAUAACAAGCUGGAGAAAAUCCCAGUGGGGGCCUUUGACAACUUGUCAAACCUCAGAGAGCUGUAUCUCCAGAACAACUUCCUCAGCAAUGAGGGCAUGGACAACGAGACUUUCAGCCAACUGAGGAGCCUGGAGUGUCUGGACUUGUCAAAUAACAACCUGAGCGUCGUACCGAAGGGUCUGCCUCGCAAUCUGGUGCUGCUACAUCUGGAGAAGAACUCUAUCCGUAGCAUACCCGGAGACGCCCUUGCUUCUGUCCGAAACCUCGAGUACCUGCUCCUUCACAAUAACAUGCUGCGCUCACGUUCCAUCCACCCGACUGCCUUCCAGGGUUUGAAGAAACUGCACACUCUCCACAUGUACAACAACUUGCUGGAGCGGGUUCCCAGGGGCUUGCCUAAGAGGGCCAAGACCCUAAUGUUGCUUCACAACUUCAUUACUGACAUUAGCCGUAACGACCUGGCCGUGCUGUACACCCUGACAGAGCUCAACCUCAGCUACAACAAGCUGACCAGCCCCAAGGUGCACCGCGAGGCCUUCAGAAAGCUGCGUGUUCUGGAAACCCUCGAUUUGUCUGGAAACAGCCUUCACUCGAUGCCCCUUGGUCUUCCUCGCAGCCUGCAAGUGCUCAAAAUCAAGAACAACCAGCUGAACUCCAUACCGGAUGGUGCACUAACGGGCAUGGAUAAGCUACGAAAGCUCAUCCUGAGUGACAACCAGAUGAAACUGAAUUCAGCCUACCAGGGAGCCUGGAUGGAGCUCAGUGCGCUCACAACACUAGACCUGUCUGGCAACCAGUUGUCACACAUCCCGCCUGACCUGCCUGAGUCUCUGGAGUACCUUUACCUGCAAAGUAACCGCAUCUCCAGUCUUUCUGCUUCAGCAUUUGAAGGCACUCCAAACAUCAAAGGCAUCUUUCUCCGGUUUAACCGCCUGUCUGUGGACUCUGUGGACGAGAGCUCUUUCGCACACCUGUCUAACUUACAAGUGCUGGACAUUGGCACAGGAAACACCAACCUCCCCUUUAAAAGAGAGGAGAUGGAAGAGGAACAGGAAACAUAAAACAUGCUUAACUGACAUUGGACUGCAUUUUGUCAAGGACAGAAACGGUUAAAUGGGAAUGAACCUGUGAAUGUCAUUUCCCAGGUCCAUUAUUGUAUUGUGAUGAGUGGCAGUUUCAUAUUUCUGGUGCAGGAUACCAGAUGAAGUUACUUUAGUUUCCAUUUUUCUGUGCUGUUUAGUAUAGCAUAUCUUUAUAUCUGAGCUUUAAAUAUUUGUUUUGGACUGUUGUUUUAUCAUCUAAUUGUGUUUUUGUGCUUUUAAAAAAAAUAUAUACAUUCAUAUAAUUCAAUGUGAAUUUUCCCAUGUAAAUGUUUCAAAAACAAUACCAAAAAUCGAAGGACACGUUGUUUACAUGAUGUGUCUUUUUCUGCUUUAUGACAUUUUGUUUAUUGAUGCCUUGUCUCCCCGACUUAAAAAGUGAUUUUACCAGAAAUACUGUAAUCUAGAAAUAUUAGCAGUUUCUCAUUAAAACCAAUGAAUAAAACACUGCAACAAGAACUCUAAAACAUAGGGCUGGAAUUCAAUUUCCUUAUAGAUUAUUCUAAUAUAUUCUAUAAAAUGUAAAAAAUGACAAAUGCUCAUCACAAUCCUGAUGUGAUUUCUUUGCUUAAUUUUGUCGGAUCAACAAGCAAAACAUCUAAUUCCAUUUAUUAUAUAAAAAAGAAUGAAGAGCAAAACCUAACAAUUGAGAAGCUUUAACGGAUAGUUUGGAUUUUGAAGUGUGGUUGUAUCAGGUUCUUCUACAUAGUCAGUGUGUUACCUACAGUAGAUGGCAGUCAGCACAGAGAAACAGACAGGAGUACCAGCACAGAAGCUAAGCAAUUUUAGCCACUAAAUAUAAUCAGUGUCACUGUACGCUAUAUUUAGAAUAUUUUCAGCGCUUUUCCUUGCCAUCAGACAGUCCUUUCUGACGAGGUACUGAAUGUUAUCUAAACUCUCUUCAAAGUCUCCAGACUACAUUAAAAAAUGGUAAUUUUACCUGGCAGAACACGGGAGAUGUUGGUCUACCUCUGCCUCGAUCGGUUAGUUAUUUUUAAGUGUUGUUGUCUGACUUUGGUGUUUUAAAGGGUUAGUUCGCAUCCACCAAAGUCACACAAUAACACAAACUAACUAACUGUGUUCUGCAAUGUAAAAUGACUAUUUUUGUCUUGUAGUAAUACACUAACUAUCUAGUUAGUAUCUAAUACAGCUCCACUUCAAUACAUAACAUUCCCUUUAAAAUGUUUAUUAUUUCAAGCACCAUUUUUGAUAUGAUUUAUGUCCUGCAUUUUUUAGCAGUAGCCAUUCACUGUAUUUGCAUUCUGUAAACGAGUUAGUAUGCACAAUAGCAGUUUAAAUGUUUUUUAAACAGUCAGAGUACUCUUAUGGUGGAAUACAAAUUGAGAAUCAACGCUCAAGGGAUUCAUAAAACACGAUAUGUAAAUGUACAGGACGUGAUGCAUAUAUUUCAGUAUUUCCGUGUUGGAUGACAUUGUUUUUUUAUUAAAAGAUUGUAAUGUGA